UCUCAAAUUUAAUGGGAGAGACAGACUGUCAUCUGCGGGGCAGAGGAGGACAAACUUUUCUUUGUAGAGUAUCCUAUGCUCUGCCAACAGCCUCCAAGGCAGUUCCCCUUUAAGGGUAAGAAGGCUUUUCCUUCUCUGUACCCCUCCUCCGCAGCCCCUGACUGCCUGGAAGAAGAGCACCACUUGGGAAUAAUCAUUAUUGCCAAUUAGGGAUUUGGGAGGUUUUCAUUGAUGGGUGGUUUUUACUAAUCGCGGUUCUUCAUCUUUGUGAGUUUAAAACAGAAAAGUCACAGAUGAAAGAGCCUGAUUGUAAGCUUCCUGAUCUACCUGUUUAUUUUUUUUUCCCCUUCCUCAAUGGUGCCAGGUAAUUUAGAGGGGGAAAAUCUCAAUUACCCCGUCAGCAGCCCCUCGAGCUCGCCCUGCUUCCUCCUCAGGAAGGGCAUGUGUGAGGAGCAGCUUAAAUGCAUAUUUGCCAAGCGGCACACUUAAUAAAUCAGCAUAUCUAAUUCGGCUGUUGACUGCGUUAAUUUCUAGAUUUACCCUCCCCCCCCCCCCACCGUGGCUUUUUCUCCCGUGAGGUUCUAGCAGAUUCCUCCUCUCCCCGAUUUACCCAAGCUUACUUCCCCUCUGCUUUCUCUUCCCUCCGCUCCACAUCCUAGCCAUCUCCUCAACUCCCCACUCCCGCUCUAACCUACUCCACCCAGCCCAGGCGGUCUCCUCUCUUCCACUCUCCAUCUGCGAAGGUGCCUGUUUCAAAUAGAUCGAAUAAUAACAUUAAAAAACGUUCCGAAAGCGCCGCUUGGUCCAGGCUGGCUUUUGGAGUCCCUCAAAGAGACGCUGUUCUGGGGAAUGAGAAGAGGGGGGGGGGGCGAUCUGUUUGUAGUACUCCGAGUCCUGAUGUCACAGGCUGAGCAAGGACAUAACAAGGAGGAGUCAGAUUACAGUAAGAAUGGCCAGUGCAGCAUAAAGCUCCGAGUAAAUGCGAAAUCAGCCAGGGAUCGUGUCCGGGAGAAGGAGGCAGUCUGCAAAGCCCAGCGUGGCUCCUGGGGAGCCAGGCACACCGACUGAUUCGUUCGCCUCUGGAGCUGCUUGCUCGCCCGUUCGCUCUCGCAGUCUCCAUGCCAUGCCGGGGAAAUUUCCACCUAACAUAGCAUGAAGCAGUCCCGCUCUCGGUGCCAGGCAGCCCGGCGUAGGGGGAGCUGAUGCCGAGGACGCAGCGGUGGGAUUCCAGCUGUAUGAUUAAUGAGAAACAUAAUGUAUUUUGGUGGCACAUGCCAGAGCCCUGCUCUCCCAGCCCUGGUGCGUCCACCUGCCCCACCUUUGCAGCCUUCGCUGGAUAUUAAACCAUUUCUUCCAUUUCCUCUGGACACUGCAGCUGCAGUCAAUCUCUUCCCCAACUUUAAUGCAGGUUUCUUCAGAACUCUUGGGGCCCACCAACAAAAUAUAAUGGACCCAAUUCAGAAAGCUGUAAUAAAUCAUACAUUUGGGGUUCCUCUUCCUCAUCGAAGAAAGCAAAUCAUAUCAUGCAACAUUUGCCAGUUGAGAUUUAAUUCCGAUAAUCUCCCAAAGAAUACCAAUGAAUACCAACUCACAUUAAGAGAGAGCCAGGCUGCGGCCCACUACAAAGGCACUAAACAUGCCAAGAAGCUCAAAGCACUGGAAGCCAUGAAAAAUAAACAGAAAUCUGUACCUGCCAAGGACAGCGCAAAGACUACCUUCACCUCCAUCACUACCAAUGCCAUCAAUACCAGCUCUGACAAAACAGACAGUACCGCAGGGACACCAGCAAUAUCGACGACGACAACCGUGGAAAUUCGCAAGAGCAGUGUUGUGACAACAGAGAUCACCUCGAAGGUGGAAAAGACGCCCCCCACCACCACCGCCUCUGGCACCAACAGCACGUGUCCUUCGACGGAGACCGAGGAAGAGAAGGCCAAACGGCUUCUGUAUUGUUCGCUAUGCAAGGUUGCUGUCAACUCGGCCUCCCAGCUGGAGGCACAUAACAGCGGGACUAAGCACAAAACUAUGCUGGAAGCCCGGAAUGGGAGUGGGACUAUUAAGGCAUUUCCUCGAGCAGGAGUCAAAGGCAAAGGGCCCAUCAACAAGGGAAACACUGGCCUGCAAAACAAGACAUUUCACUGUGAAAUCUGUGACGUGCAUGUAAAUUCAGAGACACAACUUAAACAGCACAUCAGCAGUAGAAGGCACAAAGACAGAGCUGCUGGGAAACCCCCCAAACCUAAAUACAGUCCCUACAAUAAACUUCAAAAGGGAACACAUCCACUUGGGGUAAAAUUAGUAUUUUCUAAGGAACCUUCUAAGCCAUUGGCUCCACGGAUCCUCCCAAACCCAUUGGCGGCUGCAGCGGCUGCCGCUGCUGUGGCAGUGAACUCACCCUUCAGUCUCAGAACAGCCCCUGCUGCCACCCUCUUCCAGCCAUCUGCACUUCCUCCAGCACUCCUCCGGCCUGCUCCAGGGCCCAUACGGACCACCCAUACUCCUGUGCUGUUUGCUCCUUACUGAACUCCAACUAGGAGUCAUUGUACUGCAAUAAUUUUUUUUCAAAAAACAAAGAAAACGAACAAAAAAAAUGAACUAUGCAGUGUUUAUUUAUAGUUUAAAGUCUAUCUGAAGAGCCAGGACUUUUGAUAGUGAAUUGAAAAGAUUCUAAAGGGGAUGGGAGGGAGGGAAGGGGCAGCAUUUUCUCCACAUAAGAGCAUUCCUCUUGAAUAUUGACUGUUUUAGAAGUGAUCUCCAGCAUUGACUUGUAGUGAUAUCUAGAACUUCCGAGACCUUUGUGACCGUGCUUUUGGGCACCUAUUUCCCCUGCAUUGUCUUUCCUGCUUUAUGAAACAACUUACCUUUGUCUAAGGGCAUUCACUGGUUCCAAUGUAUAUUCAGUACUUUAUUCUGUAGAUUAACGAGAAGAAAAAUGAGAAGCAGCAGCAACACUGUGAAUAGUAGACCCCUUCCCCAUCCUCCUGCCCUGUCAGCAGUUCAUGGGUAUUUAUCAGAACAAAAUUAGAUGCAGUAGUUGUCUUGUAAAACAGUAGCCAUGUCUCAGUUUAAUGCCUUUAGGUUUAUCGCCGAAUUGCAAAAGGUAGACCAGCCAGCUCGAUCAUGUAAGUAGGCGACAAGGGACACUGAGGAUGCUGUUGGAGAGGUCUUCCAAGUCAGUAAUCUUUCUCUCCUGCUCAACUGAGGCAAAUGCAGUGUUCAGAGACGUUGUAGAGCAGAGCGAUGCUUUGAGGUAACCCUUCCCCUGGGAAAAAAAAAUCGGAAAAAAAAGAAAAGUGAUUUAUUGCAAUAUUGCCAGUCCCCAGAAACAAUGAAUAUCCGUGUUUGAGAAUGUGGAUAGGUACACGCUGGGGGAAAAUACAUACCAUGGGUACAGACAAAAGAGAGGAUGGCAGGCAGCCCACCUGCUCCACUUAUGCGAGCUGGGGAUGGCCAGAGACAGUGCCAAGAUAAGUGUGGAGUCAGAAAUCCAUGGUCAUCCCUACCUCAUAAAAAAGGGAGCCUCGUAGACCUCUGCAACACCCCCCUUUAUAUCAUGCCAGUGGCCCCGUGUGUCUACGUAGAAUUCUUCUGUUUGGAGUACAACAGGAGAAAUAAACUGAAUUGAUACUUUUUUAGAUCUCCUACUGACAUGAUAUAAAUGUUUACUGUAGAUGUCAAAGAGAGGAGCAACAAGAAAAAAAUGUAAAUGAGUUUAACUGCACACCAUGGAUACAGAGUAGAGAAAAACACCUGGAAGGUCCUACUGGACCCUUAGUUCUAUCAUGGACUUUUGCAGGUUGGAAGCCUUAUGUGAUCCCUCUAAGGCUUCGAAGAGUUGACAGUGUGUCCCUUUAAAAUAAGAUUUAUCAGGGGUAUAUAUAAGUAAAUAUAUAUAUAUAUUGUAUAUAUGUUAGAAAGAUUAAGAAAAAUAACUUAUAAACAGAAAAUCUACUAUAUGAAAUAAAUAUAUAACCAUCCAACUUCACACUUUUAUCAUCAAAGUGGUAAAUAGUAAAUGGCAUCAAAAACAGCUCUGCCUUGGAUUUGUGAUCAAGGGGGAUUGCCUUUUGCCCACAGAGAGUCAAAAGGUAUUCCCCUGAUGGAGGAGGAUGCAGCUGCGUUGCUCCAUAGCUGAGAGACAUGCCACUCUUACACUUAGAACAAGAAUAAAACCACAACUUAGAUUUAAGGAAAAAAAAACAUAUUUUUGAAAAGUUUUUGUAAAGGCUAUUUCAUGAGGAAGGGACAGGAAGGCACACAUACGACCUUCCCGAAACUGCUUUUAGUAACAAAUAAAAAUAAAAUAAAGGAAAUUAGCAGCAAUUUGAAAAAUAGUAAGAAUUCAUGAUAAAAGAAUACUUUUGAACUUCAGAUGUUUCAUGUUUGACUGUCGCCAUAUUUAAAAACACUCACUACAGGUUCAGUGCUCACAGCUGAGCAUGGUCUUGAGCUUUCUCAUUCACAAUCUAGCCAUAGUUCGUGGUGCUCAUCUCUUUAAAAAUUGUAUGCUUAAAUAUAUACAUAUAUGUGUAUAUGUAUGUAUGUAUGUGCCUGUACACAUGGGCAUGUGUACAGACACAUAUAUUAAGCAAAAGAAGAAAAAUGUGUUUUCUGUAUUUUGUGGGGCAAGGAACUCAGAAGACUCACAUGGGUAUUUAUUUAAAUUAUAUCUUCAAAUUGUUGUUUAUUUUUAUGUCUCCCGAUAUGUGUAUCCUUUGGUCUCCCUGGUUUGUCCCAUUUUUACCUACAAUCCAAUUUGUGGCCCAUCUGUUUAACCAAGGAAGAAAUGAUUCAGAGGGGUUUGGGAGCCCUCUGCGGGCUCAUACUAUUUGGCCAUCGAGGGGAAGAUGAGAUAUUGGCUGCCCAUAGAAUGGCCAGAUGUGAUGAAAUGGUCCAUCCGGCAGGUUCUUUAGAGUCCUGCCUUGGGUUCAGUCUUUGCAUUAGGCAAAAAUUGUGGUUUUUACUAAUCACCCAAUGUUACUAUUUGAAAACCAAAAACAUUUUACCUGUAAGAAGGAAAUCAAACUUCCUCCAAAUCAAAGAUGAAGAAUAGAAAGCUGGUCUAUCACAACACGUUGUGAAUUUUCCCCGAAUUCUCCAAUUUCAUAGGAGUUGACCCUUCUCUCUCCUUCGCAAGGAAUGGGUUAUUUUAGGGAAGUAAAAGCAAAAGUAUCAUGUGCAAACCCAUCCAAAUCCUAUGCGGGGUCUGAAUCUCUUUCGCCUCCAAGCUCUGUGGAAAAAUUUUGGUUCAAAUGGCCGCUCUUAAGUUUGACCUGUAAACAUCGAUUGUCUCUUACUACCUAAUAAAGGAUGAAGCCUAAUUAUUAGGUCUUAUAGUGA
Monodelphis domestica (gray short-tailed opossum) is the source of this 5340-nucleotide messenger RNA. RefSeq names its product zinc finger protein 385D (gene ZNF385D). The record is from RefSeq and is a predicted model, not a curated record. Lineage: Eukaryota; Metazoa; Chordata; Mammalia; Didelphimorphia; Didelphidae. Gene Ontology annotation, molecular function: nucleic acid binding; zinc ion binding. Gene Ontology annotation, cellular component: nucleus.